UGCACCGGGUUGCCGUUUCCCAAAGGCUUCCCAUCGCUAUGUCCCACAGAAGCGCCAUUCACUGGACGUCGUCUACCGUUGUCGUCCUUUGUUUUCUCAUGGGGAUUGUUCCGUCGUACCCUCUUCCAAUCAGAGAUAAUGGAGCUUUACUUGAAAGAGGAUGGGGGUCACUUUUCGCCAGGUCGCUUGGGAUGCUUCCGGAUCCGUUGGAUGUAAAAUGGAAAAGCGAUUAUUUACUCGGAAUCAAGAGGCACCGAAGGCUUUACUGCAAUGUAGGAAUCGGAUUUCACCUUCAGAUUCUCCCUGAUGGAAGCAUAAGUGGGGUCCAUAAUGAGAAUCCAUACAGUCUGUUAGAAAUUUCAACUGUAGAUCGAGGGGUUAUUAGCUUGUCGGGUGUGAAAAGUGACCUGUUUGUGGCUAUGAACAACAAGGGGAGACUUUAUGCUUCGCCUACCUUCCAGGAUGAAUGCAAGUUUAGAGAAAUCCUCUUGUCGAACAAUUACAAUGCCUAUGAAUCGGAACUGUACCACGGUGCUUAUCUUGGAUUAAGCAAAUACGGGAGGGUAAAAAGAGGAACUAAAAUCUCCCCCGCAAUGACAGCGACUCAUUUUCUUCCAAGACUAUAAGAAUGAAUCAAGCUUACAGCCAAAUAUGUACAUUUUUAUUUUGCACAUAUGAUUUAACUCCCAGGUAACACGUUUAUACACUGUCAGAGUAUAUGUAUAUUUGGCUCAGAAUGUUUGUACUGGAUCCGUUACAACCAGUACCCAUCGGUAAUCUACUUACUUAGUGAUGGGUGAAUUUGCGUGAAAUUCUCGAAACGGCGAAAAAU
This is a messenger RNA of Xenopus laevis (African clawed frog), 832 nucleotides long. RefSeq names its product fibroblast growth factor 6 S homeolog (gene fgf6.S). The transcript has 3 exons. The coding region runs from base 39 to 626 and encodes 195 amino acids. Gene Ontology annotation, molecular function: growth factor activity. NCBI's taxonomy places the organism in Eukaryota, Metazoa, Chordata, Amphibia, Anura, Pipidae. The record is from RefSeq and is a predicted model, not a curated record. Gene Ontology annotation, cellular component: extracellular region.